UGCCUCCGGCUCUGCGUUCACCUACUGCCCAAGCUUCCUGCUCCUGCCCCAGGACCCCCAGCGGGACCCCUGUCCAUCCCAGACUCAGCCCCAGCCCAGACAGCGAGCAACGCCACCAGGGGGCGCCGUGUGAGCGCCCUAUCUUGGCCACCCGGCGCCCCCUCCCACGGCCCAGGCGGGACGGGACGGGGGCGCCGGGGGCCAUGCGGGGCCAGGGCCGCAAGGAGAGUUUAUCCGAUUCCCGAGACCUGGACGGAUCUUAUGACCAGCUCACAGGCCACCCUCCAGGGCCCACUAAAAAAGCGCUGAAGCAGCGGUUCCUCAAGCUGCUGCCUUGCUGCGGGCCCCAGGCCCUGCCCUCAGUCAGUGAAACAUUAGCAGUCCCAGCCUCCCUCCGCCCCCACAGACCCCGCCCGCUGGACCCAGACAGCGUGGAGGAUGAGUUCGAACUGUCCACGGUGUGUCACCGGCCAGAGGGUCUGGAGCAGCUGCAGGAGCAAACCAAGUUCACGCGCAAGGAACUGCAAGUCCUGUACCGGGGCUUCAAGAAUGAAUGUCCCAGCGGAAUUGUCAAUGAGGAGAACUUCAAGCAGAUUUACUCUCAGUUCUUUCCUCAAGGAGACUCCAGCACAUAUGCCACUUUUCUCUUCAAUGCCUUUGACACCAAUCAUGAUGGCUCUGUCAGUUUUGAGGACUUUGUGGCUGGUUUGUCGGUGAUUCUUCGGGGAACCAUAGAUGACAGACUAAACUGGGCCUUCAACUUGUAUGACCUCAACAAGGAUGGCUGCAUCACCAAGGAGGAAAUGCUUGAUAUCAUGAAAUCCAUCUAUGACAUGAUGGGCAAGUAUACGUAUCCUGCACUCCGAGAGGAGGCCCCAAGGGAGCACGUGGAGAGCUUCUUCCAGAAGAUGGACAGGAACAAGGAUGGCGUGGUGACCAUUGAGGAAUUCAUUGAGUCUUGCCAAAAGGACGAGAACAUCAUGAGGUCCAUGCAGCUCUUUGACAAUGUCAUCUAGCUCCCCAGGAAAGGGGGUCAGUUGUCCUGGGGGGACCAUACUCUAGCUCUAGUCCAGGUGGAACUCACCCUUCUCUUCCCAGGUCUGUCCUCAUCCUAGCCCUGCCCUGGGGGCUGUAGGAAUCUAAGAGCCUGGGGAUUCAGUGGUCCAGAUUGCUGGAGCUAAAGGGGCCAGGGCAUGGGCAGAGUGUAUCUGUGGGGUGUUCCCAACUCCCAACAGCUCCCACCCCCUUCCUGCCUGACACUCAGUGCUGAGGAUGCCCCUGCUAUAGGAAAUAAAUGGUUCUCCACCUUCCAUUCCCACUCUAGAAACUACAACACUAGACAAAGUGUCUCCUGCUAUGGUGCUUUCCUUAUCCCUGAUCUCAUAUGCAUUUCCUCUAAGAUUUCCUUCUCAGAGAGUCUGCUCUGUCCUCCACACUGACUGACCUUUUAGACCAGGACCUUUGAGAGCCUUGUAGGAGGAGGAAAAGAAUGUAGGGAGAGAAAUCUUAGGCCUGAGCCUGGUGGUUAGGUCAUAGGAGGCUGGGGUAAAAUGCAGAAAGGCCUAGUGCUUGUCAGUGACAGCUCAGGCAUGCCAGACUAUAGCUCUGAGCCCCAUAGGUCUGCCAACCCAGGCUAUCAGAAUAUGAAUUCCAGGCUCUUUGGAAGACUCUGUCUCCUUGGAAAUGCCCCAGAAAUGUCCGUACUUUCCUCAGUAUUCCAAGAGAGCCUGAGAUCCUGAUGUCUGGCUCAUGCCUCAAACUCCUUCCUCUCCUUCCUUCCUGUUUGUAUGGGUGGUGGCAGCAGCAGGGGAAUAUGAGUGGGAGAUCUCCCAGCUGAUACCUGCCAAAGCUUCAGCCUACCCUCUCUGAUGGCUACAACUUAAGUUUUCAUUUACCAUUUCUUCUAGACUUGGAGGCAUGGAGUGAGUCAGGGACCAUCCAGUGGCUGCCUUAGAAGAAAGGGGAAGGAGGGAAGUGGGCAUAGCAUCUGAACCCAGUGUGGGGGCAUUCACUAGAAUCUUUGAUCUGCCCAGGCUCUAUCCCAACCCCCCACAUAGCCUCUUCAAUUCCUAUAUAGGGUCUCUUCUUACUCUAUUCAAUCUACCCAGAGAUGCCCCUGUACACACUUAGAAGGCAGGGACUACUCUUGCCAUGCUGCCACCCUUUAAUAUACCUGCUCGUUCUGUUUAGCUCACCCUCCCAGUCAGUCAGGAUCUGAGGG
Messenger RNA from Canis lupus familiaris (dog), 2221 nucleotides. It is a transcript of the gene KCNIP2, whose product is annotated as potassium voltage-gated channel interacting protein 2. Gene Ontology annotation, molecular function: calcium ion binding; potassium channel regulator activity. Gene Ontology annotation, biological process: regulation of potassium ion transmembrane transport. The transcript has 10 exons. The record is from RefSeq and is marked validated. Gene Ontology annotation, cellular component: voltage-gated potassium channel complex. The coding region runs from base 204 to 1016 and encodes 270 amino acids. NCBI's taxonomy places the organism in Eukaryota, Metazoa, Chordata, Mammalia, Carnivora, Canidae.